UUAAUUUCUCUCCGCUUGUUUUCUUCGCAAGGCGCAGGCGUGCGGCGAAAUGCGAACUGUGGAAUCGGCCAACGUUACCUCAUGCGUGGGGGACGACUUCUGAAAGUCGAUGGCGAAUGUGUCUCAAUGCUGUGAUCAGAAAGUUAUGCCAUCUUUACGGACCGACGUGACUAAUGCCGUUUGGCAUGCCUUUGACUCGCUGGACGAGGGUAAAUGUGGAACUGCAUCAAAAUCUCGUGUCAAGGUAUUCACUUCAAGCUUGGGCACUGUCCUCGGGUUGAUAAAAGCAGAGGAUGGCCUUGAAGAAUUUCAAAGUGGAUCAGAACUGCGGUUUCAAGAGUACAUGACUUACUUGGAAAAAGAACUGUUUUCCAAGCUGCCCACAGAUCUCGAGCCAAAGACACUCAAAAGGUACUAUGAUCAAAUCGAAGAAAUGUGCUGGCACGUAUGCAAGAAAAAGUUCAUUACCAGAGAAUUUGUUACGUUUCCUGCACAUUGUGUCAUGCAACUUUUCCGAGUCUUCUGCCUUCUUGGGGAACUUCGCACCACUGACAAGAGCUCUCCUGAGGUUGUGAUGGUUUCUGAAGAAGUAGAAGAGGUCACGAGUACCUUUGUGCGAGCGUUGGGGAGAGAGUGGGACGCCGGAGAUUUCCACCAGAUCGCAUCCUUGCUGCCGACCUUUCGUUUCCAGUGCUUCCUGGCAUUUCUGGAAACCCGCUACACAGUGGGCACCGAACCCUGCGGACUUUUAGAGGCGACGUCUGAGAUUUAUGAUACGUACGUCGAAGACAUUUUGAAGAAGGGCUUCCUGAAGAAAAAGAUGUCGUCCCUGGGUCUGUGGUUUGAGAUGUACUGCGUGCUUCGUCCACACCAUCUCGUGUACUACAACAGCAAAGACAGGACGCGCAAGAGCGGCGAAAUACGUAUCUCACCGCGUACACGCUCAGAGCCCGUCGCUGAUACAGUAACGGGCAGAGGUCACCGUUUUACGGUGGUGACUGAUGAUAAGACUGUAGAGCUCUCAGCACCAGACUAUAAGUCUAAGCUGCAGUGGAUUGCAGCAAUUCAACUGGCCACUCAGCACUCCAGCUCAAACAGAAUGUACCAGCAUUACUUGGCAUCCAAGAGGAAAUCUGAGCGUCUGAAUGCGGAAGCUCGCAGAAAGCAGCAGGAGGAGGAGAGGGUGCAGCAGCUCCAGCUCCUUGAGAAAGAGAAAGCGGCACGAAGGGAUGCAGAAGAAAAUCUGAAGGCAGAACACAGACGACGGCAGGAGUUGGAAGCGGCGCAACAGGAGCUCGAAAGCAAGCUAGCCGAAGAGAGGCAAGCGAAAAGAGACGAAGAAAUAGUGAGGACCCUGCAGUCAAGGAUGUUAGCGGAAGAAUGGGAAAAAAGAGAGAUGCUGGAGAAAGAAAAGGAAGAACAAUUGCGCAACCUGGAAGAGGAACGUCAGCGAAGGGAAGAGUUGGAGCGAAUACGAAGGCAGAAGGACCGGGAGCUCAGCUCAAUCGCCCGGACGCUGUCUUCCCUGAAGUCCGAGAAGCUUGUGCUCACGUCAAAACUCCAGGACACAGAAAAGAUGCUCACAGUAGCCGAGACUGCGAGCAAAACUUUGGAGCGGAAACUGAAAAGCAAAAAGAGUGCCCCAGCGAUGAAGAGAGCCGUCUCUGCUGACCUCACCAAUGUUGAUGAUCUACUGAACUGGGAAGGUGGUGCAGUGCAGCGUGAGGUGUCUGCAAAAGAAAGCUGACGCCUGCUUCUAUUGGCCAUCGUUACAUCUGGUAGCUCGUGCGACAACGAAGAUGCGAAGCUCGACCUUGUUGACUCAAAGCAUUUUAUAUAUCAGUCAACUAUGUCUGUUGUUUUGACAUAUUGCCUGCUAUGGGGCCGCACUUUUUUGCUGCUGCUCAUUCCGCACAAGGCGCUGCACACAGGCCCUAAACAAGCAAACAUGUGGUUCAUACCCUGGCUUUACUCCCACAUAUAUGUAUACCCAAAGCUGGCAAGAGCUUGAUAUGAGUGAAGAGGGUUGGCACAAAGGCUGAAAUACAUAUUUUUUUAUGACAACAGCACUGUGUCAAGCACACGUGUUUAUACGCUUGUGUGCGAGAAGACCAGUGAUACAGCUAAGGAAGCGUACAUAUUAGGGACGUUGGGACACAGUCAAAGUCAUUCUGGCAUCUCUGCAGAUACAUAGCGAUAGCAGCUUGCUUGACGCAUACAUACACAUGAAGCGAACACCCAUUUCAUGCCAGUCAACAGUGUACUCCUGUGGUCUCUGUUAAUCGUGGCGAAAUGUCGGACAUAAUUAUAAACAGGUGUGACAUUGAAGAAGGUUUCCUCUUGCGAUGUCACAUCUUCUUAUCUUCGCUGGCGACGUACGUCCUUUCUGUGACUAACAUACUUUGCAAAGCAGACCGACUACAAGUCUCCGUUUUUAUUCCUCUUUAAUCCUGAAACAUUCUCUAUCAGGGUGUCUACCGACCUGAAAAACCUGGAAAACAGGGAAUUGUCAGGGAAUUUUGAUGUCACUGGAAAAGUCGGGGGGGGGGGGGGAUUGUCGGGGAAUAUGGCCAAAAAGCAGCUGGUCGGAAAAUCGCAGACAAGUGCCGUGAUAACGCCGACCUGUGGUUGAGCGGCGAUGCUGCAGCAACGUUACCACAACUAGAAGUUUGCCAGUAUGACAAGCUCUCAGGCAGAAAAUUAGGAUAGCCUCACGAAUACUUAAUAAAUGGUUUGCUUUAUGAAGGAUCUGUAUCAAAAUGCAGCCAAGUUCCCUUUUGUUUUUGUCAGGGAAUUUGCUUGAAAUAUCCAUGGAAAACCUGGAAAAAGUCAGGGAACUUGAAGGAUGCAGUUUGGUAGACACCCUGUCUAUACAACUUCGUCAGCAGUUUUUACUCCUUGAGCAACCAAUGUACAUUGCAAAGCAGAGCAGACCGACUACAAAGCUGCAUCUUUAUUUUGCUACAAUCCUCAUACAUCUGCUGUUCAUAUUGAAGUGUUCAUUCUCUGAGCAACAGUAGCUGUAGUUGCUUUUGUGCCAAUAAAUGCCAAACGGUCGUCACAUGAAAAACAGUUGCUUCGCAGGUGCUAUUUAUACAUGUUUAUGUGUGUGGAAGUCGUAAUAAAAGUGGUUUAUUCUGA
Messenger RNA from Ornithodoros turicata, 3141 nucleotides. Its product is annotated as switch-associated protein 70-like. The transcript is spliced from 10 exons. Bases 110 to 1747 code for a protein of 545 amino acids. Lineage: Eukaryota; Metazoa; Arthropoda; Arachnida; Ixodida; Argasidae. Gene Ontology annotation, cellular component: nucleus; cytoplasm. The record is from RefSeq and is a predicted model, not a curated record.